AACACAUGCUCUCGGAUGUUUCAAAGUUGCCUAGCGUACAGCUAGGAGAUUUUUUACUGCAAUUUGAGCUUGAAGAGCCCAGGGAGUCGGUACGAGAAAUAGCCAGACGAGAACUACGCGAAACGCCGGAAGUUGUAAAACCAGCUGUUGAAGAACUGAGGAAAUUGUUAGAAGAGGACAAGGAUCUUACAGUCCCUCAUGAUAGAGAUGCGUGGCUGAUAAGAUUUUUACGACCGUGCAAGUUCUAUCCAGAGAGUGCUUAUGAUAUGAUAAAAAGAUAUUACGCCUUCAAAGUAAAGCACCACAAACUCUACGAUGGUCUCACACCCAGCAAAGAGCAAAAUAUCUUCAACCAAAACAUACUACGAGUGUUGCCAAACCGCGACCAGCUGGGCAGAAGAGUUCUUGUCCUCGAACUAGGAAAGAAAUGGAACACAAGUAAGUGUUCACUAGACGAAGUUUUCAAAGGAUGCGUGUUGUUCCUGGAGGCCGCCAUGUUGGAGCCGGAAACGCAGAUCUGCGGUGCGGUCGUCAUAUUCGAUAUGGAAGGCUUAUCAAUGCAACAAGUAUGGCAAUUCACGCCACAAUUCGCUAAACGAAUUGUUGAUUGGCUACAGGAAAGCAUUCCACUACGAAUCAAAGGCUUAUACAUAAUCAACCAGCCCUACAUAUUCAACAUGGUGUUCCAGCUUUUCAAACCCUUGCUCAAAGAAAAGCUGCGCUCGCGUAUUGUAUUCAUGGGUAGUGAUAGAGAGCUUUUGUAUAAGUACAUAAGCCCUAAAUGUCUCCCGGACUGCUACGGCGGUACUCUCUCAAUACCGAAUGUUAACGGACCACAGUGGUUGGAACUCUUGUUAAUCUGUGAUACAGAAUUUGCAGCAAUCAACAAUUACGGAUAUAAGAAGUAAUAUGCCAUUGAUUGUAUAGUAAAUUACUCUUAUUCUUAUUAAAAUAAAACAUUGUGAUAUUUUACUUGAA
Molecule: messenger RNA, 978 nt
Organism: Melitaea cinxia (Glanville fritillary)
Lineage: Eukaryota; Metazoa; Arthropoda; Insecta; Lepidoptera; Nymphalidae
Product: alpha-tocopherol transfer protein-like
Exons: 6
Coding region: 6-908 (300 amino acids)
Cellular component (GO): membrane
Molecular function (GO): phosphatidylinositol bisphosphate binding
Source: RefSeq, a predicted model, not a curated record